GCACCGUAAACCACCACUCUCACACUCAUCACAACAAAAGCAACAAAACCAUCAUGUUUCGCACUACCAAAAUGAGCAAGAAACCUUCUGCGUCGUCCUCAACGGUGGCGGCAGCAUCCUUGGGAGGACGACGACCUGGCCAGUUUGCGUUGUCGGGUUCUGGCAGCUUCCAGCGAUCUGCCAAGUUUUCCUCGGCAUCCACCCCCUCUUUGUCCACUGCCGGUGCAAAGUCUUCGAUUGCCGGUGCAAAGUCGUCGAGUGCCGGUGCAACCUCCCGAGGAGGUGGCUCUUCGUCUAGAUUGACCCUUCCCUCGUCUGUUUCAGCGGGUACUGCCCCACCAGCUCCGUCUGCUCCGUCUCUAGAUGCUACAGACACCAACGAAGCGAUGGCCGAUGACGGCGCCUUCUUCAUCGAUCUUGGCGCCGACCUCGAAAACAUGGAAAGCUACACGAACGCCCUUCAAACCGAAAUUACUGGUAUUGACAAAGACAUUGGUGAUCUCAAUGCACACAUUGGAGUAGAAGAGGAGCACGCGGAAAACCUUCGACAGGCAGAGAAGAACAACUUCAACGAAAUUGGAGAGCACCUACGCUCGGUGGAGGAAAUGGAGAUCCAUACGGAUGCCACCGCGGCGACCUUUGCCACGCUGGGAGAGACAAUGCAGCGAGACUUGGUCAAGCCUCUCACCAAGGCCGAGAAGGAUUCCGACGCAAGCAGUCACGACAAAGAGAACCAUGGCAAGAACAACAAGGCGGUCGCGCCUACGAAGCAGUUCCUCGAGGACACCUACCGAAGCUGCGACGAGAUGUAUCGCUUGUCGACCGACAAAAAGACCAUGGAAGAGAUCCAAGCGUAUACCACGCAAGUCAAAGAUGAAAUUGCCGCCAUUGAAAGCACCAUUGUGAAGGAAGAUCUGAAAGGAGCGCUCGACAGGAAGAAAGACGAGAAUGAUGGCAAGAAGAGCGAACUCGACUCUGAAAAGAUGGAGCAAAUGCACCUGACACAUGAAAUCAAGAGAACCAGUGAGAGGGCUGGUGAAAAUGCCAACGGCAUUGUGGCAAAGAGAAGCAAGAUGGAGGAGCGCAACGACGAGUUCCGUCGUAACGAGAAGCUGCUCAAAGAAACGCUGGAACUGGCCGAGGCAAGGCUCAAGGGACGCAAGACCAAGGAAGACUGGACAAAGGAAGUUGCCGAGGUGGAGCAGCACCGCGAUUCGAUCCAGCAGAAGCUCGAUCGUGCCAACGACAUGCUCAAGAAACGUGAUGAUGACAAGAAAGAGCAGGAAGAGACGGAGCUUUCCAUUGCAGAGCUUGAAAAGUUGGAACAAGAGCUCAUGGCCCAGGUAGCAGCGAGUGAAGCCAGUGCGGCAGAAGCGGAGGCAGAAUUGGCCAAGGUCAAUGAGCAGGCAGAGGCAGUCGCGGCCAAAAAACGUGUCAAUGAUCAAUUUGAAUCCGAGAACAUCUUGCCCAAGGAGGCCAAGCUGAACGAUCUGCUCAAAGAGAAAGUGGAGUUGGCCAAGCAAAUUAGUGAUAUCAAUGACUUUAUAAAGGAAGACACGGAAAAGUAUGCGCUGGAGGAAGAGAAGCAGGUUGAAACAAUCGAGGAGCUCCAAGAACAAGUCAAGGAGUUGCGCGCCAAGGUCGAUCACAAGACGACAGAGAUGGGCGAAUUCGCUCAAACAACGGAGGAGGGGACCAAGGCCUUUGAGGAGGAGCUUGCUGCUCUUGAGACAACACUUGAAAGCAUCAGGGCAUCGGUCAAAGCCGAACAGUCCAGUCUUGACCAGGAGACACGAACCCACCAACAGCUGAAGGAGGAACAGAAGGAAGCAGAGGGACUCGCAAAGCAGAAAUACGGCGAAUUGCACACGCAGAAGACUAUCCUGGAAGCGGGAGCGUACUUGAUCGACCAAGGGCAGCAGCGAUUGUGCACCAUCGAGAAGGAGUUGGAAUCUGACCUCCAAGACAUCAAGGACGGCACCUACGAGGAACCUAAAGUGCACGUCUACAACGUCAAGGCCGAACUUGAAGAGACCUUGACCCAGAUGACCCAAAAAUUGACGCAACAUUCCGGAAUGCCUUGAAGGCCAAAGUUCGGCUCUGGCUCUAAUAGUUUAGUUUGGGAUGUUUAGCAAUUUUUACCAGGGUAGUCAAUGCAUUCUCCGCCCUCUUAUGCGGCCA
Messenger RNA from Seminavis robusta, 2181 nucleotides. The record is from the annotation of a GenBank genome assembly. NCBI's taxonomy places the organism in Eukaryota, Bacillariophyta, Bacillariophyceae, Naviculales, Naviculaceae.